This is a messenger RNA of Microcebus murinus (gray mouse lemur), 6847 nucleotides long. The record is from RefSeq and is a predicted model, not a curated record. NCBI's taxonomy places the organism in Eukaryota, Metazoa, Chordata, Mammalia, Primates, Cheirogaleidae.
GACGCGAUGGACGUGAUCGCUGCCCUUAUAUACCGCUGUGAACUUCUUGCGGAUGAUGCUAGCCAAUCGACAGCCAUCUCCGCCGGCUAGUCCCUCCACCUGCCCCGAGCGGCGAGGGGGUGGGGCUGGCGCCCGGCGCGGAGGCGUCACGCACUCCAUGGUAACGACGCUCGGCCCGAAGAUGGCGGCCGAGUGGGGUGGAGGAGCGGGUUACUUGGGUUCAGGGCCGGGCCGGAGCCGGUGGCGCUGGAACAGUUCUUUUUGGGUCCAAGGCAUUUUACUCCUGUUGGAAGGGCUCCGGGCAAGCGUCGAAUCUGUUCCUGUCUCCUUGGGCAGUUCCCCUCCCUGCCGGCACCACGUCCACUCUGACACUGAGGUUAUAAAUAAGGUUCAUCUUAAGGAAAAUCAUGUUGUAAAGAGAGAUGUUGAUGAGCAUUUGAGAAUCAAGACUGUCUAUGAUAAAAGUAUUGAAGAGUUGCUCCCUGAGAAAAGAAAUCUUGUAAAGAACAAACUUUUCCCACAAGCUAUUUCUUAUUUAGAGAAGACUUUUCAGGUUCGUAGACCUGCUGGCACUAUCUUACUCAGCAGACAAUGUGCAACAAACCAAUACCUACGGAAGGAAAAUGAUCCUCAUAGAUACUGUACUGGGGAAUGUGCAGUGCAUACAAAAUGUGGCCCAGUUAUAGUGCCUGAGGAACAUCUCCAGCAAUGCAGGGUCUGUCGUGGGGGUAAAUGGCCCUGUAGAGCAGUGGGUGUGUCAGACCAAGAAGGUGUCCGGGAUGCAGACUUUGUUCUUUAUGUUGGUGCUCUGGCCACUGAGAGGUGCAGCCAUGAAAACAUCAUCUCUUAUGCAGCCUAUUGUCAGCAGGAAGCAAAAAUGGACAGGCCAAUAGCAGGAUAUGCUAACCUGUGUCCAAAUAUGAUCUCAACCCAGCCUCAGGAGUUUAUUGGGAUGCUGUCCACAGUGAAACAUGAGAUUAUUCAUGCCUUGGGUUUCUCUGCUGGGCUGUUUGCAUUCUACCGUGAUAAAGAUGGAAGUCCUCUAACAUCAAGAUUUGCAGAUGGUCUCCCACCUUUUAAUUAUAGUCUUGGAUUAUAUCAGUGGAGUGAUAAAGUAGUCCGAAAAGUGGAAAGAUUAUGGGACAUUCGAGAUAAUAAGAUAGUUCGUCACACGGUGUAUCUCCUAGUAACACCUCGUGUUGUUGAUGAAGCACGAAAACAUUUUAACUGUCCAGUUCUGGAGGGAAUGGAACUUGAAAAUCAAGGUGGUAUGGGCACUGAGCUCAACCAUUGGGAAAAACGAUUAUUAGAGAAUGAAGCAAUGACUGGUUCUCACACCCAGAACCGAGUCCUCUCUCGAAUCACUCUGGCAUUAAUGGAGGACACUGGCUGGUAUAAAGCAAAUUACAGCAUGGCUGAGAAGUUAGACUGGGGCCGAGGAAUGGGCUGUGACUUUGUCAGAAAGAGCUGUAAAUUCUGGAUUGAUCAACAGAGACAAAAGAGACAGAUGCUGAACCCUUACUGUGACACGCUCAGAAGUAAUCCAUUGCAGCUAACUUGCAGACAGGACCAGAGAGCAGUUGCAGUUUGUAAUUUGCAGAAGUUUCCUAAACCUUUACCACAAGAGUACCAGUACUUUGAUGAACUCAAUGGAAUACCUGCAGAAGAUUUGCCUUAUUACGGUGGUUCAGUAGAAAUUGCUGACUAUUGCCCAUUCAGUCAGGAAUUCAGUUGGCAUUUAAGUGGUGAAUAUCAGCGCAGCUCAGAUUGUAGAAUAUUGGAAAAUCAACCAGAAAUUCUUAAAAACUAUGGUGCUGAAAAGUAUGGACCUCAUUCAGUGUGUCUGAUUCAGAAAUCUGCAUUUGUCAUGGAAAAGUGUGAGCGGAAGCUGAGUUAUCCAGACUGGGGAAGUGGAUGUUAUCAGCCUCAGGGACAAGUACCGAACUUUUGGAAACAGUAUUGGCAUCCCUGGGUAGGCCCACCAGCGCCCCUGUGGAAUGGCACCAUGAGACUGCUGGAAGAGGCAAGGAGCAGCCCUGGGUCAAAACUGUGGGUCUUCAUGGGUAGGAGGAACUUAUUUUUGAGGUGAGAGAGCAAGGGAUAGCCCCAACCUGUUUUGGCUCUGGGGAACUCCCAUCUCUGUCUCCUCAAAGUAGACGCAGCUCCCUGCAACCUGAACUGAGUUGAGGAGAAGGAAAUGGAUUUGGAAAAUGUCCAGAUGCUAGGCCAUUUGUUGGGUAAGUUCCCCUGCAUGUACUCCAAGACCCAGAUUCCACCCAUUCUGGGAGGGUUUUGAACCUUUCUGCAGCAGGGCAUUUGUUUUGAGAUACCUUUUGGGGGUGGAAGUCAUGAAGUUGAGUGGAACUAGGGAACCUCGUUUAAAUUGGGAGCUUAUUUGUAGUUCCCAGGGAACAGGGGGUCUAGGCCACCAUUUGGGGAGGGUUUCCCAGGGAACGGGCAUUAGGCCACCCAUUUCGGGAGGUUUUGAACCUUCUAGCUGUUUGGGGUGGCGUUUAUUCCAUUUGGAUUCCCAUUUGUGAACCUUCUAGCCCUGUGGGUAGGGCAUUUGAGACAUUGUUUGGAGGUGCUAUUUCAGGUGGCAUUUGCCCCCUUUGGAUUCCCAUUCGCUUGUUAGGCCCUGGUAUUUUUGUAUGCCCUGUAUUGUCUGUUAUUGUGAGUUUUGUUGCAACAUAUGGAAGCUCCAUCUCAAAGAAAGACCCUUGGGAAGAACAUUGGCUGAAUGGUUAACUUCUAGCUAUGAACCUAUAUGUAAAGAGAAUGAUGUUAUUGUAAUCCAGUGUAUGUGCUGGAGUUUGAGAAGUGGCUGUUAAAUGAAAAAUUCCUAUUUGAUUGAUAGGCCAUGGCAUUUUAGAGUAUUUGUGUUGGGAAUUCCCUAUAUUGUUUGUGAGUUUUUGUCUGGUGAGUGUUUGUACCUAUGUCUAAAGAUUAUUGUGAUACCAUUUGUCUGGAGUGCAAGGAAAAGUGAUGGUUGAUGGUCCAUGUCUUAUUCUGAGCUAUUGGUUCUUUUAAAAUGCAGAACUCUAAUGGUCAACCAGCCACUAUAGAGUAAAAGUGUUGCAUCCUCAAGCUCUCUGCUUGAGAUAAAUUCAUUGUUUAUGGCAGACAAAAUGAUCUGUUUGUAUGAUUUUUUGAUAAAGGAGAUCCUCCUGCCAGAACCCCCACAGCUGGCCAGGGUGAGGUGCUGGGUAGGGCCACAGCCUGGGGGCAGACCUGGCAGGAGAGAGAACCAGUGCAUGUGGCCUGCUGCUGAGCAGCACACAGCAAAGGGCAAGGAACACCUGAUGCUACCACCAUCUUGGCACCAUGGGAAGGGCCAGGGAGGGCACUGGCUGGACUAACUCUUCAGUCCAAUGCCCAGUAAAUUAUGACUCAGGAAUUGGAAUGGCCUCUUCUGGCACAAACUCAAUUUGAGCCAAAGGGAACCCCUAGCUGUAGCAGGAUCAUUUAUGGCAAUAUCAGGUUAGAGGGCUUGAGUAUGCAAGAAUAGCCAGCAAGGUCCUUUGAGACAGUCAAAAGGAAAGGGUGAAAAAGCCACCCUAGACUCACUUUUUGUAAAGAAGGACCUUGAAAGGAACAUGGCCCAAAAUUGCAAAAAAAAAAAAAGGGGGGGGGCAGGAAGCCUCCAGGAGAGAAAGUAGUUUUCUUAAGUCCAGGACUCAGAAGGCAAAGGAGGGAGCCCAGAGCCCCCUGCCUCCAAAUAUCCCCACAGGAGCCCUGGGCAAAAUUGACAAUGGGGAUUUGACUGGCACUAGCUGCAUGGACAGAAGCUGUUUGGGCACCCCUUGCCCUGGCCACCACCCCAAUCGUUGAUGGCACUAGCUGUGCCUGGUGCUCUGUGAGCCAGACAAGGAAUAGUUGAGGGGCCAGAUAGCAAUAGGGCAGCCAUAGACAAGCGACAGCUAGUAAAUUUGUCACAGCGGGCCCAGGAGGCAGACCUGCAUAAGCAGCAGGAGCACCAGGAGUUGUUUCAGAAGAAGCAGAAGGUCACCUCCAGGGUGGCACCACCAAGCUCCUGCUGGAUGAAUAUCAGGGCCUGUUGAAAUGUACAGGAAGUUUGGGCCUCAGCAAGCCUACGCAUCAUUACAGCAUUGGCAAGAAGAAAGCUACCAAAAGUGAGUAAAGAUAUUAUGUAUGCCACCAAAAUAAUGGCCCUAAUAUAGGCCGUGGCUGAGCCCAAACGGGUGGCCAGCAUGACAAAAAGAAAUCAGGCCACUGGCAGAACUGCUAAGGAGGUUGCUGGAGGUGAUCUGUUCCUCGGGGCCUUCAUACUCUGGCUAGAUUUGGAUCCCCUUUAAAACUAGACUGGGUCUCUGACAUUUGGGAUAGCACAACUAAAUGGAAACAAAAUUCUCAUAGACUUGUCUCCUACCCAAAGCUUUGGUUCAGCCUCUUAUGAGGCACCUACAUAAAUACACACAUUGGGAGUGUAAUGCCUUGAUGGAUUUGGUGGGACCUCAUUUGAGAGGACCCCAUUUACAACUAACUGUUUAUGUACUGGGGGCGGUCCAAGGACAGAAAGGUGACCCACUGCACAGGGAGCCCAACAUGUGGGGAUCCACCCUUGUGGAGGCUGGCAGUUUUACUCAGAUCCUCAAUAUUAGGCUUGUAUUGGUAGAUACCUUUUCAGGCUGGGUAGAGGCUUGUCCUACCUGGAGGAAAGAAAGGAGUGUCUGAGGUUACUGGAGUCCUUCUGGAGGAACUCACACCGAGAUGGGCUCCUACCAGGAGCUGACAGGGCCUUCAUCGAGAUCCUGCACGUGUACAGGAUACACCUGUAUCUACUGCACAAUGCCUUCUGGUCACCCAUAAACAUCUUUGAGUGGCCCCCAAGUGGGAACCUGGUGAACCGUUUCUCCAAAAAGCUGGACCUGGUGGACUCAGUGAUCCCACAGGUCAUCAGAAUGUUCAUAGGCUCCUUUGAACAGAGCAAUAAUGGACCCUCCUUUGUAGUGGAGGUAACCCAGCAAGUAAACAAAGCCCUACAUCUAGAAUGAAAACCACAUGGAACCCACCUAAAAUUGGAUAAGGCAUUGCCACUUCCCCUCCUCUGGAUAAGGGUAGCCCUUUAGAAGCAGGCUUAAGUUAAGCCCCUAAAAAAAUAGUUUAUGAGAGACCCUUCAAUGCAUCCCAAGGUAAGUAUGGUAAUAUAACAUGAGUAAAAGAAAACAGAAUAAAACAGUAUGUCAAAUGAGUGGGUCAUGUGCCAACCACUAUGCAUGAGUUUGCCUCUUUCAGGUCCCUGCCUCAGUUGGAAACAGAAAAGUGAAAGGGACCCUAUCAAGUGCCUCUAACAACUCACACCUUGUUAUAAUUGUUAUCAAUAGAAGUGAAACCUUGGUUCCAUCACACCAAAGUAAAGAGGUGUAGCACCCAGUGAGGGGGGCACCUUAGGUGAUCUAAAGUAUCAGAAUGAGAAAAAGAAAAAAUGAAAAUAUUAUUUUCAUUAAUCCUCCUUUGGUUAUUUGUUCCAUCUAUAGGAUAGAGGGACAGACAACUCCUUAGUGAGGAUAUCCCCAGGCUUUUGCCUUUUCUGUUACUGUGUCUGUCUUAUGGGUGUGUUCUCCUAAACCUCAUUUGGUACAAGUAUUUCUGAACAUGAUUUCUGAAUUUACAGAAGCCAAUCUUUCGGAUCUCCUACAGUAUUCAACUAAUAGCUCCGCCGCACUCACAGAUCCCGUUUCUUUCUUACCCAGCCCUGUAUUAGACAUUGUGUGCAAGGCAACAGUCCAUUUCACCUUGUCAGUCCUCACAGUUGUAAUUAUUGCUUAUGUCCUUUUUCACCUGAUAAUCUGUACCUUCCAUCUAAAACAUCACUCCAAUUCAACAGGAAGUAGCUUAAUGACUACAUCAUCCCUUCUCUCAUAGAUAUGGAAGGGCAAAAUUGACAGUGGGGAAUAUGUAACAGAGAGAAUAGCUUGAAAAGAGGUAAAAAAUGUUUCCUGUCUCCUCAAAACCCGCUCACCCUUUUUGAGAACUAAAACCUACAUCCCUGUCUCAGGCCAGUAGUGAGGAGGGACAGGAGAGUGUCCUUUGUUCUUUGUGCCAUAGGAGAUGGCUUAGAGGAAUGGCCUAGGCAGAGGUCAUGAGGUUGUCUUAGCUGAAGAUAGCAUGAAUCCAGACAGAGGUCAGGAGAUUGUUUUAGCCAAAAAUGGGAUUAUAGGAUUAAUCAGAACCUUUAAAAGCUCUGUACUUCUGCUCAGAGACAGAAUGUUGUUGGUACUUUUGAGACAGGAAUCUGCCAACCUCCUUACUUGCCAGCAAAUUAAUAAAUUCCCCUUUCCUCCUGAAAAAAAUUUUUUUUUACUGACUUGUGGAGAGAGUGACAUGAUUGAUGGCUAUUUGAUAGAGAUUUAAGCUGAAGUAUAUGAAGAUACUGAAAUUUACAGAAACGUAUUCUCUGUAACUGUGCUUCAGGGAUCUGUGAAUUCAGAUUGUAUUUAAAGCACUGUGUGUGCUCCCUUGUAUUUUUUUUCUUUUCAGGAAAAGUGUCCGUAGCUUCCAUCAGAUUUCUUAAAAAGGUGCUAGACUCAAACUUUAAGAACUACUGCCACAGAGUGAAAUUCUUUUAGACCCUAAAUAACUCUCUUUAUAUGAGGUUAAAGGUAGCCCAUAUCCCACAUUGUUUUAUAGCCAAUAGUUUUAGUAAAUUUUAACACAACUUCCUUCAGUUGAAGGAUAAAUCUCACAUUCUAGAAUCUUACGUGAUUUUUUGUUGUUGUUUUCUAUUUGAAGGUUUCUUGUUCACCUCAGGGUCUGAUGGUUUGGGUCCAAGAUACUUCAUAUUUGUGUAGUCGAGCUGGGCAAGUCCUCCCUGUCAGUAUUCAGA